AUGCCUUCGUUCGCCUACGCAUUCUUGCUGGCAAUCGGUCUGCUAGUAGCAAAGUUUCUCUAUGUUGGUCUUACCUGUCGGACGAAGCAUCUGCCAGGCCCCUGGUAUACUCGAUUCACACAUUAUCGGUUGAAGCGCGCAGUCGUAACAGGGCAGCGCAUCUUCUACAUCGACUCCCUGCACGAGCAAUAUGGACCCAUUGUACGAUUAUCGCCUAACGAGGUUGCCGUUGCCGACUUGGAUGCCUUCAAAGAGAUUCACAAGAUUGGCACCAAGUACAUGAAGAGCGAAUGGUACCUCCGCCUUGCGAACUUCCCCAAGGCCGGUGUGUUCACCAUGCUUGACCCACGUGAGCAUGGGCCGCGGAGGAAGCUGUUGUCUAGAUCUUUCAGCAGGACAUACCUUGUUGAGCAUUGGGAGUCUGUCGUCAGGGACAAGGCGCUCAUGGCUGUUACAAAGAUCAAGGCGGACGCUACGCAAGCGACAGCCGACGUGUACAACUGGUGGAUGCUUCUUGCCUCGGACGUCAGCGCUCACCUCGCAUUUGGCGACUCAUUCAACAUGCUGGAAUCAGGAGAGCAAAACCAAUUCAUGCGCGUGCUGAAGAAGCUGACAAUGGGCGCCGGCAUCAUGGUCGAGAUGCCAUUCCUCCGCCUCCUGCGCUUCGUACCAGUCCCAGCGAUCCAAGAGAUGUUCAACGCAAACGAGUUCAUCCUCGCCGGCGCAGGCAAAGCCGUCGAAACAGCACGGUCGCGCACCGGCGAAAACAACAUCUUCGCGAAAGUCAUCGAGGACUGCGAGAAGGAAGGAGAGGGCCACAUUGACGACAUGGACGUCAGAAUCGAAGCCAUGAACGUCAUCAUUGCAGGCACAGAUACGACAGGCGUGACCCUGACGUAUCUCACAUGGGCGGUGCUCCAACGACCGGAGCUGCAAGCGGCGCUUGAGGCUGAGACCGCGGCGCUAGCGCAUGACUUUACCGAAAACGAUCUCAUCAAACUUCCGCUGCUGAAUGCAGUCAUCGAAGAGACGCUGCGUCUCUACGGUGCGGCGCCAAGUAGUCUGCCGCGAGUGGUACCUCAAGGUGGUACCAAGUUUGCGGGUCACUACAUCCCACAAGGCGUCACGGUCGACACGCAAGCCUACACUUUGCAUCGCGACCCCAAGAUCUGGAGCGACCCUCUGAUUUUCAACCCACAGCGCUGGAUCGCAGACAAGGAAAUGGUGCCUGAAGCGCAAUCGCCUGAGGCGAAACUCGCUUUCCAUCCCUUCGGCGCUGGCGCGCGCUCCUGUAUCGGUAUCCAUCUCGCGCGCAUGGAACUGCGGUAUGCGACUGCAUUCUUCUUCCGCGAGUGCCGUGGUAUCCGGUUGGCGCCCAGCACGACGCCUGAGAGUAUGGAGUUUGAGAACUUCUUCCUCAUUGCGCCGAAAGCGCAUCGUUGUGAGAUCACUUAUAAGCGGGGGAAUUAG
Messenger RNA from Alternaria viburni, 1470 nucleotides. RefSeq lists its product as uncharacterized. Gene Ontology annotation, molecular function: oxidoreductase activity, acting on paired donors, with incorporation or reduction of molecular oxygen; monooxygenase activity; heme binding. The transcript is spliced from 5 exons. The record is from RefSeq and is a predicted model, not a curated record. NCBI's taxonomy places the organism in Eukaryota, Fungi, Ascomycota, Dothideomycetes, Pleosporales, Pleosporaceae. Bases 1 to 1470 code for a protein of 489 amino acids.